Molecule: messenger RNA, 2331 nt
Organism: Gekko japonicus
Lineage: Eukaryota; Metazoa; Chordata; Lepidosauria; Squamata; Gekkonidae
Product: vomeronasal type-2 receptor 26-like
Exons: 7
Coding region: 1-2331 (776 amino acids)
Biological process (GO): G protein-coupled receptor signaling pathway
Cellular component (GO): membrane
Molecular function (GO): G protein-coupled receptor activity
Source: RefSeq, a predicted model, not a curated record
AUGGUGAGGCUUAUGGUGUUCCUGCUUCUACUAUCACCUAUCCCAUGCAAAAUAGGUUGCAGGAAAUUCUCUAAGGAUGAACCCAUUCCUGUUCCACAUGAGUGGUAUCAGGCAGGGCACCUCCUCAUUGGUGGCAUGGCAUCUCAGAUGGUUUAUACUCUUCACACAUUGCAUUUUGAUCAGCAUCCUUCUCAGGACUUGUUUAAUGAUAUACUUUUGAUGAUAAAGUACAACCAACACAAUCUAGCACUGGCAUUUGCUGUAAAUGAGAUCAACGAGAAUCCCCAGAUCUUGCCAAAUGUCACCCUCGGAUUCCACAUCUAUGACAGCUACUUUGAUAUGAAAAUGACCUCCCGUACCACUCUGGACCUGCUUUUCAAGUUGCGGAGAUUUCUUCCUAAUUACAAAUGUGACACCCAGAAAUAUGUAAUAGCUGUCCUUGGAGCUCUUGAUGCUGCUAUCUCCUUCCAUAUGGCAGACCUCUUAGGACUCUACAAAAUCCCACAGGUCACCUAUGGCUCAUUUUUCUCAAAGGAGAGGGAUGCGACAGAAGUUUCUUCCUUCUACCGCAUGGUUCCCAAUGAAACGCAACAGUUUAUGGGAAUGAUUCAAUUGCUGUUGCAUUUUGGAUGGAUGUGGGUGGGCCUUUUUGCUGCAGAUGAUGAUGGUGGAGAGCAUUUCUUGAAGACCUUUGAGUCACUGCUUUCCCAAAAUGGAAUUUGUUCAGCCUACACUGAGAGAAUAUUAAACCAAGCAAAAUGGGAUACAAUGGAAGACAUGAUUGAUUUACUCAGUAACAUAUAUCGACCUUUCGAAUAUAGAAAAGUCAACACAUUAAUCCUCUACGGAGGAUCUAUUACCAUACUUUCAUUGAAUAAUAUGAUGUUUUUUGGUUCUUCUGGGCAAAAUAUUUCAUUAAGCAGGGUGUGGAUUUUUACAGCCCAAGUGGAUUUCAUGCUAUCUGGAGGACAAUGGAAUUGGAAUUUUGAUGUGUUCCAUGUUCUUGAGAAAUCAGAGACAGGAAGGAAAUGGGAAGGAGGUGGCUUGGGCACAGAAGCGUGGCUGGCCCUGGGGCUCCAUGCAUAUCUUCAGGGCAUAACAUUCAACAACUCUGCUGGAGAAACUUUGUCUUUUAAUAUUAACAAGGAAGUAGAAGCUGGAUUUGACAUCAUGAACAUGGUCACAUUCCCAAAUAGGUCUUUCCUGAGAGUCAAAGUUGGAAGGGUUGAUUCCUCUGCUCCCAAAGGGAAACAAGUCAUUAUUCAUGAGGAUAUGAUUGUGUGGCAGAUGACUUUUAGCCAGGGGCCUCCCCUUUCCGAGUGCAACGCUCACUGUCCUCCUGGUACUCAGAAGAAAAAGAAGGAAGGGGAGAAAUUUUGCUGCUAUGAUUGUGUCCCCUGCUCAACAGGGAAGAUUUCAAGCCAGAAGGAUGCGGAUGACUGCAUCAAAUGCCCAGGAGAUCAAUACCCAAGCAAGGACCAUGACCAGUGUAUUCCCAAGAUGCUGAGCUUUCUGUCUUAUGAACAACCGUUGGGGACUGGAUUAGCCUCCAUUGCACUUUUUUUGUCCCUAGCCACAGCCUUAGUGCUGGGAGUUUUCAUCAAGCACAAGGAUACCCCAAUCGUCAAAGCCAACAACAGGGACAUCACAUACACUCUCCUCAUCUCUCUCCUGCUCUGCUUCCUCUGUUCUUUUCUUUUUCUGGGAUGGCCUAGCAAAGUGGCUUGCUUCUUAAGACAAGUGGCUUUUGGUAUCAUCUUCUCAGUGGCUGUUUCUUGUGUGUUGGCCAAAACCAUCACUGUGGUUGUAGCUUUCAUGGCCACCAAACCGGGGUCCAGCAUGAGGAAGUGGUUGGGGAAAAGACUGGCCAACUCUAUCCUUCUUUCCUGUUCCUUCAUUCAAGCAGGCAUUUGUAUGGUGUGGCUUGGAACCUCUCCCCCUUUCCCAGAUUUGGACCUGCUCUCUCUGACUGAAGAGAUCAUCCUAGAAUGUAAUGAAGGAUCCGUCACUAUGUUUUAUGUUGUCCUCGGUUACUUGGGACUUCUGUCCCUCAUCAGCUUGAUUGUAGCUUUCUUUGCCAGGAAGUUACCAGACAGUUUUAAUGAAGCCAAAUUCAUCACCUUCAGCAUGCUGAUUUUUUGUAGUGUUUGGUUGUCAUUUGUUCCAACCUACCUGAGCACCAAAGGGAAAUAUAUGGUAGCUGUGGAGAUCUUCUCUAUCUUGGCCUCCAGUGCUGGGUUGCUGGCUUGUAUCUUUUCCCCUAAAUGCUACAUUAUUCUGCUGAGGCCUGAGUUGAACAAUAGGGAACUGCUCAGAAGAAGACAGAAUUAA